AUGACUCAUUUCAACUGGACACUAAUCAUAAAAACCUGUCCGGAGUUUUACCCAAAUGAGUCCGAUGUCAUUCUUGCAGUUAUAGCAUUCGCAGGAUUGGUUAUGAGUUGUAUCCUCCAAUGCCGUUUCUACCAACAACUUAAAGGAUCUGUAUUCCUGUGCAACCUGGCUUCUGCCGAUGUUGUCAACUGCUUGCUCUACCUCUGGUCAUACUUCUUUACCAGCUGUGUCAUGUAUUACCGGAGUGAUGUUUUGGCGGGACUCCGUGUGUCGUUCCUCCAACAAACUAAAUCUAUCACAGAUUUCUACAAUAUUGUAUUGAACCUCCUUAUAUUUUAUAUCAUAUUCGAGAAGUUUCUUUGGACGUGUACCUCUAGAACCCGUUAUAUGUGGAAAAUGUUCACGAUGGGAGAGUAUAAGUUCUACUUGAUGGUGAUUACUGCGUUAUACGGGGUGUUUGCAACAUGCCUUACUUCUUGGAAUGUGAUGAAUCUUUCCAAAAUUCCAUUCUGUGAUGCCUCAUUUCAUCUGACUCUUUCUGAUCAACCAAGUAAGUUUAACUUGUGUUUUUCAUUCAAUAAUAGCAAAAUUCAAGUAUUCCGCACAUUCCAAACCCAUAUCAUUCAUUCGAUUUCUACUGUGGCAACUGUUCUCUCAUUUGUUUUUGCAAUGAUCACAUUGUGCAGAAUCCCUCGUGUUGGAGACGGAGAGAAACCAAACAAUCAGGAAGAUAUAGAUCUGGCUAACUUGUCAGGGGGCCCACCGAGAUUAACCACCGGUAGAAUCAAGAGAACAAUCCUCUGUAUGCUAGCCGUUUACUUCUCUUUCAUGGUCCGUGGCUUCUGUGGAUUUAUCUUUGUUCACCCUGAAACUAGCAGCAUUGCCACUCGGUCAUUGAGUAGCAGAAUUUUAAGAAACUGGUCAUACGACUUCAUGAAUGUGGUUUCCUCCGGCUCUCGGCUCAUCAUCUAUUACGUUUUCUGCCGGGCCAGAUUGGUUGUGGAGUAUGCUCCACAUGCAUUAGGACAUUGA
Messenger RNA from Caenorhabditis remanei, 1032 nucleotides. RefSeq lists its product as uncharacterized. The transcript has 6 exons. The coding region runs from base 1 to 1032 and encodes 343 amino acids. The record is from RefSeq and is a predicted model, not a curated record. NCBI's taxonomy places the organism in Eukaryota, Metazoa, Nematoda, Chromadorea, Rhabditida, Rhabditidae.